GCCGCUUCCGGACCCCGCGAUGGCGGAGGAGGCGGCGCGGCGGGCGGUGGCGGCGGUGCCGCUGCUGCGGACGGCGGCGGGGCCGCGGGACCGGGAGCGUUGGGCCGAGCGCCUCAAGGAGGAGUACCGCGCGCUCAUUCAGUACGUGGAGCACAACAAGGCCUCUGACAAUGACUGGUUCCGGCUCGAGUCCAACGCGGAGGGCACGCGGUGGUCCGGGCGCUGUUGGCACAUCCAUGAGCUGCUCAAGUAUGAAUUUGCCAUUGAGUUUGAGAUCCCGGUGACGUACCCCAACACUGCUCCUGAGAUCGCCAUCCCGGAGCUGGAUGGGAAAACAGCCAAGAUGUACAG
Molecule: messenger RNA, 351 nt
Organism: Gallus gallus (chicken)
Lineage: Eukaryota; Metazoa; Chordata; Aves; Galliformes; Phasianidae
Gene: UFC1
Product: ubiquitin-fold modifier conjugating enzyme 1
Biological process (GO): protein K69-linked ufmylation
Cellular component (GO): cytoplasm
Molecular function (GO): UFM1 conjugating enzyme activity
Source: RefSeq, a predicted model, not a curated record